AUGUCAUCAAAGUUUGAAAUAGAUCAAUGGCAAGCAGCCUGUACUGCAUUUGAUAAUAAAGAUUAUGAUUUGUCACUAAAGACCUUCAUCGGUAUAGCAGACAACGCGAAAAUGUAUUUCAAUAUUGGACUUAUCUUUGCGACAGUAGAAGAUCAUGAUCAUGCGCUAGGGGCUUAUUCAAAGGCAAUUUCAAUGGAUCCUUAUUUUGCAGUAGCUUAUUUUCAAAGAGGCGUAUCUAAUUUUAUAAAAAAUGAUAUGGAAUCCGCAAGAAAAGAUUUUGAUGAAGCUUAUCAAAAACUUCGUGGAAAUCAAAUUAUCAAUUAUCAGCAAUUGGGAUUAAGUUUUCGACUUUAUUCUUGUGAAGUGUUAUUUAAUAGAGGCGUCUGUCAACUCUAUUUGGGUAAAAUAGAUGCAGGUCUUACGGAUUUAUAUCAUGCACAAAAGGCAAAAAUGACAGAAGAACAUGAUGUAAUUGAUCAAGCAGUGAAAGAUAGAGGGAAAGGUUAUUCAGUUUUUUCUAUUCCACCCUUUGUGAUAUUUAGGCCCCCUGAAAGUAAAUUAAAACAAUUUAAUGGUGUAGACAUAUUUGCAGUCGUAAAUGAAUUUAAUCAAAAGAAGCCAAGUCAAAUAAAACGUAAUAAUUCUAUUUUAUUAAAUGAAAAGCUUCGUUGUUAUAAGCAACCUAUUCCCAUUCAAUCAACCUCUACGCAAAAAAGAAAGGACUCUAAUCUCGGAAUGUAUUACUCUGAUGAUUCUGCAUCUACUCUUUCUUAUGGUUCUUAUCGAUAUCAUCGUCAAGAAAAUGGUCGACAUGUAGAUAGUGGAUUUGAAUCAGCACUUGAGGAUCGAUAUUCUUCUUCUUCAUUGUUGGGUAGAAAUUCAACCUAUUAUAAACAUCAAACUAAAGGUCAACUUCAUUAUUCUUCUUCCCCUAUUUCACGUAUACCCAAAUUACAUGAAGAUUUAGAUCAUUAUUAUUAUGGUGAUUUUGAUCAAGAUCUAGAUGAAGUAUAUGGAUCUUUGCAUACGGUAUCCGUACAAGAUAAAGAAAAAGACCGUAUACGAAGUCGAUUAGUCGCUAAUAAAGAUGAUAUUCAUAUUCAAUCUUCAACUUCAACUUCAACUAUUGGAUCCAAUAAUAGCAGCUCAACUAAUAAAAUUAAGAUCAAAGCUCAUUAUACAGAUACAAGGAUUUUACUAGUUUCCAAUUCAAUUCAUUUUGAUGAAUUAAAAUCGAAAAUUCGAGAAAAAUUUGGUGCACCCACUUCAAUACGAUUACAAUAUAAAGAUGAAGAUAAUGAAAUGGUUUUAAUGAUUGAUAAUGAUGAUUUAUAUAUGGCAAGACAAGUGAGUAAAUCUCGUCAUGGUAUGAAUGAUUUAGAAAAAUUGGAAAUUUGGUGUGUUGAUUCACUCUAA
Molecule: messenger RNA, 1416 nt
Organism: Cokeromyces recurvatus
Lineage: Eukaryota; Fungi; Mucoromycota; Mucoromycetes; Mucorales; Mucoraceae
Exons: 5
Coding region: 1-1416 (471 amino acids)
Molecular function (GO): protein binding
Source: RefSeq, a predicted model, not a curated record